Molecule: messenger RNA, 1661 nt
Organism: Danio aesculapii
Lineage: Eukaryota; Metazoa; Chordata; Actinopteri; Cypriniformes; Danionidae
Gene: akr1b1.1
Product: aldo-keto reductase family 1, member B1 (aldose reductase), tandem duplicate 1
Exons: 10
Coding region: 89-1036 (315 amino acids)
Cellular component (GO): cytosol
Molecular function (GO): aldose reductase (NADPH) activity
Source: RefSeq, a predicted model, not a curated record
AGGCUGCUGUGGAGAGAGAAAGCUGCAGAUUUGAGCAAGUGCUUAUGAAUUAGAUAUCUAAUAUCUGUUUUUAAAAAUACACCUCACAAUGACAUCUGUAACUCUCAAUAAUGGAGCUAAGAUGCCCAUUGUUGGACUGGGAACAUGGAGGUCUCCUCCAGGUGAAGUCACGGAGGCGGUGAAAUCUGCCAUCCUGUCCGGCUACCGGCACAUCGACGGGGCCCAUGUCUAUGAAAACGAGAACGAAGUUGGGGACGGCAUCUGUGCCAUGAUUAACCAAGGAGUGGUGAAGAGAGAAGACCUUUUCAUAGUCAGCAAGUUGUGGUGCACUUUCCACGAGAAACACUUGGUCCGAGGAGCCUGUGAAAAAACCCUGAGUGAACUUAAGCUGGACUAUGUUGAUCUCUACCUCAUGCACUUUCCCAUGGGCACUAAGCCUGGAAAGGAUCUUUUCCCAAUGGAUAAGGAUGGCCGUGUGAUUCCAGACAACAGCAACUUUCUCGAAACAUGGGAGGCAAUGGAGGAGUUAGUGGACGCUGGGUUGGUUAAAGCCAUCGGUAUCUCGAACUUUAACCGGGAUCAGAUUGAGGCAAUCCUGAAUAAACCAGGACUCAAAUACAAACCUGCCAACAAUCAGAUUGAGUGUCAUCCAUAUCUGACCCAGGAGAAGCUUAUAAACUACUGUCAGUCCAAAGGCAUAACAGUCACGGCGUACAGUCCUCUGGGUUCACCAAACAGACCAUGGGCACAGGCAGAUGAGCCUUCACUACUGGAGGACCCAAAGAUCAAGGCCAUCGCAGAUAAGCAUGGUAAAACCACAGCUCAGGUCUUAAUCCACUUUCACAUUCAGAGGAAUGUUGUGGUCAUUCCCAAAUCUGUAACUCCUUCUCGAAUCAAAGAGAAUUUUGAGGUCUUUGAUUUCGAGUUGAGUAAAGAAGAGAUGAACACUAUUUUGAGUUUUAACCGGAAUUUUAGGGCUUUCGGGCUGGAAUGGGCUUCAAAACAUAAAGAUUUUCCACUGAAUGCUGAAUACUAAGGCUGUUUGCUGUGGAAGCCCAUUUCUGCCAUAGGAUAUAUAGUAUGUAGGACAAACGCACUAGGGAUUUUUCGAUCUCACAUGUGUUCUUUUAUCAUAAAUCUCAAAAAGAAAAGCAAAUCUUUAAUUUAGAGUACACUCUGAAUUCAUAACUAAAGUCUGAACUCAAAUGCAAAAAAAGAAAGGCAAGACAUAAACCAAGAAAAGUACAUUUCAUUUCUGAGCGUGUGUUUUUUUACCUUUAUUUGAUGACAGAAAUGAGCUUACUGCUUGUUGUAUCUUAUAAGCAAUGUGCAUUAAUAUUGAUUCCAGCCAUUUGAGGACCUCAAUAUGUUAGAUUGUAAAGUAACGGGCAAGCAUGUUGUUUAAAUGCUUGUAAAAUGAUAAGACUGAGAGCUGUCUGAUGCAGAGCUUUAUUUGGUUUUUUUUUUUAAAGCAUACAUCAAUACAGUAAACAAGAGCCGCUCUUGCCAACCGGAAGUGCUUUUGUUGUCACAUCAUGGAAAAAAAGGAGUAUGUUACUUCAUAUUAAAAAAAAAAUAUCCUCAGGACCAAUGCCUUCCUAUAUUGACCAAUAGUGCAAAGUUUGUGAUAUUGUUAAAAACAAUAAAACAAUUGACCAGUG